Molecule: messenger RNA, 600 nt
Organism: Acanthosepion pharaonis
Lineage: Eukaryota; Metazoa; Mollusca; Cephalopoda; Sepiida; Sepiidae
Source: the annotation of a GenBank genome assembly
AUGGCUUGUGGCAAACUGCAAAUGGGUCUUCUUAUGGCUUUCUUUCGACAAUGGCUUUCUUCCUGCCACUCUUCCAUAAAGAUCAAAUUUAUGAUAUCUGAGUAUUUUGUUGUGUUCCAAAUAUCGAUUUAUAAAUGCUGGGAAAUCCCAGAGGAUAGCGUUUUCUUCUUCUUCUUCUUCUUCUUCUUCUUCUUCUUCUUCUUCUUCUUCUUCUUCUUCUUUCUUUUUCUCCCUUUAUCCUUGUUACCUUUUCUUCUUCUUUCCUGCUUCUUCCUUUUUUUUACAGUUUGGUAUCCUACUGACGGUAUCAGCACCCACAGAUCACGUUCAACGCUAAACUUAUUACAUUUUUCUAUUUUCUUCUUUUAUCUUUCCUUUUUCUUCUAUUCUUCCUUUCAUUCCCUUUUCAUCUUUAUUCCCCUUCUCUCUCUCUCUCUCUCUCUCUCUCUCUCUCUCUCUCUCUCUCUCUCUCAUACACACACACUUUACUGUUCUUUUCUGUCUAUUCACAUCUAUCUAUCUAUCUAUCUAUCUAUCUAUCUAUCUAUCUAUCUAUCUGUGCGUGUAUGUGUGUGUGUUUGGCUGAGAAGUCUACAUUGA